ACUGACCUAAAAGACUCUGAUGUGGCUGGAUUACACUGCAUUUUGCAUGUCUUGGGUGUUAAAUGUUACUGUUUGUAUUUUGUCCACACAGGACCUUUUAUUCGAAAUGAUGAGGAGUUGAGGAUUGUGUUGGUUGGGAAGACCGGAAAUGGUAAGAGUGCCACUGGAAACACCAUCUUGGGCUGGAAGUGUUUUAAGUCAACCUUCAGUGCAGUGUCCCUCACGGUCAACUGCUCGAAGGGCAAAACCACUGUGGAUGGACAGCAGGUGGCUGUGAUUGACACCCCGGGCCGUAUCAGUUAUGCUAGUCCUGGGCCCCACGUGUUCCUGAUCAUCAUCAAGCUGGGCAGAUACACGGAAGAGGAAACAAAUUCAGUGCAGAAGAUCCAGGAGAUAUUUGGUGAGGAUGCAGACAAAUACAGCAUGGUUCUCUUCACUCAUGGUGACCAGCUCGACAACACCAUUGAGGAGUUCCUGAAGGAAAGUCCAGAACUGCAGGAACUGGUGGCCAGAUGCAACGGAGAGUACCACGUCUUCAGGAACAGGGAGAAAGAUCACACUCAGGUCACUGAGCUGCUGAAGAAGAUCAGGAAGAUAGCUGCAAAGAACGGUGGAAGCCACUACACCAACAAGAUGUUCCAAGAGUCAGAGAGGAAAAUUGAAGAGGAGAAGCAACGGCUUCUGGAGGAGGACAAGGAGAAAAUACGUAAAGAGAAAGAGGAGCUGGAAAAUCAAAUACGGGCGAAGUAUGAUGAACAGAUGAAGAAACUGGCUGAGCAAUUCCAGGCUGAGAGAGAGAGGGAGAGGAGAGAGAGGGACACCGAAAGGAAGAAGGAGAGAGAUGAGAGAGAUGCAGAGAGAAAGAGAGAUAGAGAAGAGAAGGAAAGAAUGAUGGAAAAAAUGAGGGAGCAGCAGGAGGAGUUGAAAGACAAAAUGAAGCAGUUGGAGAUACAAUUUGAAUACGAAAAGAGACAACAAGCUGAGAACAGAAAUCUUUUUCGUCCUCCCCCAUGUUCUAUUUUCUGAAGUUAGCUGAGCUACUCAACACCGCCACCUUGUGUCUUGUUCAUGUGGAUGUUUCAAGCAACAAAUCAAGUGUGCAGAUGAGCAGUUUGUAACAACAACAGAAUCAGUACUAAGAGCUUUUAUGGACCUAAAAGUAGUAAAACCACAUUGUAGAAA
Thalassophryne amazonica is the source of this 1182-nucleotide messenger RNA. Its product is annotated as GTPase IMAP family member 9-like. Lineage: Eukaryota; Metazoa; Chordata; Actinopteri; Batrachoidiformes; Batrachoididae. Gene Ontology annotation, molecular function: GTP binding. The record is from RefSeq and is a predicted model, not a curated record.